AAAAAAGAAAAGUUUAAAACUGGGUCACAGCAGCGCGAGCGAGUUAGAUUGACGACAGCGGGUUUUAAAAUCUGAAUAUUUUUAUAGAUAUAUAUAUAUUUUACAAUAUUACAUUACAGUUUGCUGUCUGCAGGUGAGAUCUUUUAAAAUGGGUGCAAAAUGUUGCCUCAAUAUCACCAAGUACUUCCUGUUCCUUUUCAACCUCCUGUUUUUUACUCUGGGAGGAUUAAUGCUAACAUUUGGUCUCUGGAUCCAUUUUGACCAUAACUCCACAACUACUCUAAGGCUCUCACAUAUCUUUGAGAUAAAGCUCAUCUCAUAUCUGCUGGCCGGGGGUGGGACUCUAACCAUGAUGCUCGGCUUCUUCGGCUGUCUGGGAGCGGUCAAGGAGAUGCGUUGCAUGCUGGGAACGUAUUUUGUUAUUUUGAUUAUUCUAUUGGGUGGUCAAAUCACUUUGGGGGUUCUCAUCUACACACAGAAGAAUCUGGUCAAUUUGAAGAUUAAAGAUUUGGUCUUGGAGAUCAUUGAAAACUACCAGACUGGAAAUAAAUCGUUUGAAGAUCUGGAUAUCGUACAGCAAAAACUCCAGUGUUGCGGCUGGACCUCCUAUGAAGACUGGAAUAAGAACCCCAAAAUGAAGGAGGAUCCCAGCUUGUACCCCUGUUCAUGUUACCAGCCGGACCCCACAUCACCACCUCCCCAGUGCAACCAGUCCAACUCCAGUCUAGAUCCAGUGAACGAAACAGAAGCCAUUCUCGACUCCAUCGCUACAGGCCAGUACAACCAGUCCUAUCUCACAGGAGAACCAGCGUCUGAACCAGAAACCACCACUGACUCCAUCUCUACAGGCCAGUACAACCAGUCCUAUCUCGCAGGAGAACCAGCGUCCGAACCAAAAACCACCACCAACUCCCUCUCCACAGGCCAGUGCAACCAGUCUCUCGUCGAGACAAAGGAGCCUUUUCAAACCCAGUCUAACACCACCGGUUUCUGUCUGGCGCCCCCUGGUGGUUCACCCCCAGUUUUCUCCGAGGGUUGUCGAAGCAUCCUUCAGUCCUGGAUUCAUGAAAACCUUCGUUUUAUUUGGGGUGUCUGUGUUGGCAUCGCCGCUUUAGAACUCUUUGGUAUGAUCCUCUCGAUGUAUCUGUGUAGUCGGCUGGGAAAGAAUUACAACAAGCUGAUUCGCUACUCCUGAACUGCGACCCCUCGGAUACUGCGACGCCAUUGGACCAAAUCUUCAACUCUUCUCAAGAGCGGUUUAAUGAAAUAAAAAUGAAAUAAAAAUUAUAUAUAUAUAUAUAUAUAUAUAUAUAUAUAUAUAUAUAAUGAUUGUUUCAAAUGGGAUUUUUGUGAACUGUUUAUCAGAAUAUGUUACAGCUUCAAGUGACGUUUUCUUAAUUCAGAACCAUUUGAAUCGUUCUUGGUGGUUCGUAUUUAAAUUGCUCAAAUAUUGUAGCGUGUUAUUUUAUUUUUAUAUAUAUAUUUUUUUCAUAAUGAAUCUUCCACUUUGGUACCAGUUUAGUUUCGCUGGCAGUACGCUGUCUGUGCACUGGAUGGCGCUAUCAUGAAUAUCACGUGUUUUGCGAUUUCUAUAAUAGUGUUUUAGAGUCUGCGUUGCUUUGACUGUGAGUUCAGGAGCUGCUCUUCAGUCACACAGGCUGGAUCAGACAGUGUCUUUAUAAUAGCAGCAUGUGGAGUAGCGGUCAGGGCUCUGGACUCUUGACCGGAGGGUCGUGGGUUCAAUCCCAGGUGGGGGGACACUGCAGCUGUACCCUUGGGCAAGGUACUUUACCUAGAUUGCUCCAGUAAAAACCCAACUGUAUAAAUGGGGAAUUGUAUGUAAAAAUAAUGUGAUAUCUUGUAACAAUUGUAAGUCGCCCUGGAUAAGGGCGUCUGCUAAGAAAUAAAUAAUAAUAUUUAGCGCCAUCUACUGUACACAUGUAUUAAAAUAAUUGGCAUCUGUCAUUUGAAGCUGUUUAGUGAUACAGUUUGUAUUGGGUGAAGUGCGAGAGAUUUUAAUUGGUUCUUAAGAAAGAACCCCCGUCUGAAAUCAAACUUCAUUUGAAUCUUUUUUUUUUUUUGGUAACGGUACAGUCUUGUGUUAACUUGCAGUGUAUUGAGUCGUGUGUUUCUCUGAUGCGAGUGACGAAGGAGUCGCUGGAAUGCGUGUCUCUGUUUGAGUGCUUUUCAAGUUAUGAUUGAUUGUUUGUUUAUUUAUUGUCGAGAUUGUGGUUCUGUAAUAUUUUAUACUUUUGUUUUAAAUGUCAUUAAACUUUAACCACUAGAGCCAGCCUCCCUCCCAGUCCCUCCUCAGCUCUAACCAGUAGAGCCUCCCUCCCUCCCUCCCAGUCCCUCCUGAGCUCAAACCACUAGAGCCAGCCUCCCUCCCUCCCAGUCCCUACUCAGCUCUAACCACUAGAACCAGCCUCCCUCCCUCCCUCCCAGUCCCUCCUCAGCUCUAACCACUAGAGCCUCCCUCCCUCCCUCCCAGUCCCUCCUCAGCUCUAACCACUAGAGCCAGCCUCCCUCCCUUCCUCCCAGUCCCUCCUCAGCUCUAACCACUAGAGCCAGCCUCCCUCCCAGUCCCUCCUCAGCUCUAACCACUAGAGCCUCCCUCCCUCCCUCCCAGUCCCUCCUCAGCUCUAACCACUAGAGCCAGCCUCCCUCCCUCCGUCCCAGUCCCUCCUCAGCUCUAACCACUAGAGCCAGCCUCCCUCCCUCCCUCCCAGUCCCUCCUCAGCUCUAACCACUAGAGCCAGCCUCCCUCCCUCCCAGUCCCUCCUCAGCUCUAACCACUAGAGCCUCCCUCCCUCCCUCCCAGUCCCUCCUCAGCUCUAACCACUAGAGCCAGCCUCCCUCCCUCCCAGUCCCUCCUCAGCUCUAACCACUAGAGCCUCCCUCCCUCCCUCCCUCCCAGUCCCUCCUCAGCUCUAACCAUUAGAGUCAGCCUCCCUCCCAGUCAAUUCCCAGAAUUAUUUAUGUAUAUAUUUUUUAUUGUAAAUUAUAUAUUUUUUUAAUUCUCAUUUUCCAGGCUGUAAAACCGUUUUUGUCUUCUUUUUUUCCAUCUUUCAAGAGACCCUCAUUUUUGACGUCCUUUUAACAUUUCAAAUUAAAAACAGUGAAGCAAA
Molecule: messenger RNA, 3128 nt
Organism: Acipenser ruthenus (sterlet)
Lineage: Eukaryota; Metazoa; Chordata; Actinopteri; Acipenseriformes; Acipenseridae
Product: CD82 antigen-like
Exons: 9
Coding region: 149-1195 (348 amino acids)
Cellular component (GO): membrane
Source: RefSeq, a predicted model, not a curated record